Molecule: messenger RNA, 1755 nt
Organism: Rhizoctonia solani
Lineage: Eukaryota; Fungi; Basidiomycota; Agaricomycetes; Cantharellales; Ceratobasidiaceae
Product: C-4 methyl sterol oxidase
Exons: 7
Coding region: 1-1755 (584 amino acids)
Source: RefSeq, a predicted model, not a curated record
AUGAUAACUGGUCCGGAACGCUCCCUGCCACGCGAUCGCACACUACCACCCAUCCGCGAAGAUGAUUCAACAUGUUCCAUUGGACCCAACUCGGAGGAUGAGGUUUCGUUUAUGUUGCGAAAGGCGACCAUUGAUCCAUCUGGGCACUGCACCCGCUCCUCUGCUACCUUUAGUAGUACGUCACGCUCUUCAUCCCCAGAGUCGGUGGUAUUUUUGUCUUCAAUUGCAAGGAUUCCUCAAUCAUUCCUUGGCGGCGGAAAUAAUUCUCAACUGGCUUUCGAGACGAGUACGAUCCUAGAAUCAGCCGAUAAUAUACAGGACGAUCGGUCUAUUCAAACCCACAUGCAGCGUCCAAGAUGCGAGUCGCCCCGGCGACACAUAAACGAGCGGGUUGAAGCUCAAGGCCAAAUAUCAGCAAACACAAAUGACACUCCGGUGCCCUCUUCGUCCGUCAUUCAUCAUGAUGAUUCAGAUUGGAUAUUCUUUGAUCCACCCCGGCCUAUUCCCGCUUUGCAUGGACCACCGAGCCUACCUUAUGCUCGUUGCCCAUCGGGCGCCGAAGGGGUAGCUUUGGAUGAUCAGCAAGAAUUAGAUGGUGUAAUUUGGGGUCUUUCAGAGAGGCGCCAUAUCGACGAGUCCAAAAAGGCCGAAGCGUUAGACGCUGAACAACACACGGCAACCAUACUAGCACCCUCUCUCCAUCAAGAAAAUGGAUCUCAGGCUAAGAAUAUUGAAUCCCAUACUGCCCCUAUAGUACCCAAGGUCCGACCGGUGAGUACAAGCACCCACAGCAUGCGUCCGAUGGCAACUAUCAUGGAACAUGAACCAAACCCUUCCCCCAACUCGAAUGAAAAGCACGUCAGGUUUGCCGAUAGCGCCAACGAAGUGUCCGAUGUGCUCGAGGCGAAUGUAACGGCGACCCCUCCUACGGACCUCUCCUGGAUUCUACUCGGCCAACUGGAAAAAGCUCGGACAACUCCUUUAUCCCGUAAGGAGACUUUGGAUCAACUUCGUCGGUUUGGUGUGCCCUUCCGUCCAUGUGGACUUCCCACCCCUCCCGACACUGUCUCUCCCAAGUUUAUCUCGCAGUUUCCUUCCUUGGAUUCGAUUUCGGCGCUUGAUCGAACGACCCAUUGUGCUAACGUGGCGCCUCUAAAUUCUGCAUAUGAACUGCCUGUGCCAAAGGGGGUUUCGAAAGGUGUUAUGCAGACAUUUGGUGCCACCUCGCUCCUCAGUAGUGAUUUGGGUAUCCCAGCGCCCAUAACUAGCUCGGCCCUCGGCCCUCUAUCCAAUAUCAAAUCCAUCCCACUUUUGAAACUUCGGCAGCGACAGCAUGGUGAUAUAGAUUUACGGCGCAAAGGCGAACAGCCCCUUGGAGCGGCCCCCCUAUCUGGGCAUGACGUGCAUAUUGAAACUCCUAAAGUGGAUUGCUCUUCAGUUGCCACGGCUAAGACUCUCCAACCUUUUUCAACACUGCACCAAGGUGAGACGUCAUCAGCCACUACUGCCAUACCGGAGGAUGCGGUGGCCAACAGAAAGAAGUUAUCCCCUCCUAACAACCGACGCCAGCGUAAAAGCAAACGAAAUCAGCCAGAGUCCUCUGUCCAAUCUGGAUCCACUUCCAAAGAGAACGAUCAAACCACCAGGCCAAAAAAUAAUGCCGAUAGCUCCAAGGCAUCUUCUCGUCAAAGUGGGCGCAAGAGAAAUCAAAGGACCCGUGCCGAUAGUUUGCCCCAAAAAGCCUCUCGUACUUAA